Molecule: messenger RNA, 3517 nt
Organism: Rhinolophus ferrumequinum (greater horseshoe bat)
Lineage: Eukaryota; Metazoa; Chordata; Mammalia; Chiroptera; Rhinolophidae
Gene: CALCR
Product: calcitonin receptor
Exons: 14
Coding region: 248-1756 (502 amino acids)
Biological process (GO): adenylate cyclase-activating G protein-coupled receptor signaling pathway; positive regulation of cytosolic calcium ion concentration; cell surface receptor signaling pathway
Cellular component (GO): plasma membrane; axon
Molecular function (GO): amylin receptor activity; calcitonin receptor activity
Source: RefSeq, a predicted model, not a curated record
ACGACUAAGACUCUUAAGUCGGGAGAAGUUUGCGCACAGCUCACAGCUGGGCGAGGGAAGGAAGGCGCCGGGCCAGCCAGCCCCCCAGAGGCUGGGUGGGCUGCGCGGCGCGGCCGGAGGACCUUCCUGGGUUGGAGAGGUCUGCACCUCACCCUGCAGCUGACAUCUCCUGCUCAGCAGACAGGGGCUGAAGCGUGAGUUUCCGAGUCUCUGGAGUCACCAACUGCGAAUUUCCUUCUCUUCCAACAUGAGGAAGUGUCCAGCCGAAAUUGUGCUAGGAAUUAGAAGGUCGUAUGUCAAAACAAAAAUGAAAUUCACCCUUACUCGCUGGUGCUUCAUAUUCUUCAUCUUUCUAAAUCACCCAACCCCAGUCCUUCCUUCCAUUGCAAAUGACUCCUUUCCUCCAGGACUAGAAUCGGAGCCAUUUCUGUACGUCGUGGGACGAAGGAAAAUGAUGGAUGCACAGUUAAAAUGCUAUAAUCGAAUGCAACAGUUACCCCCAUACCAGGGAGAAGGUCCAUUUUGCAACCGUACCUGGGAUGGAUGGUUGUGCUGGGAUGACACACCGGCUGGAGCAGUGACCCAACAGCAGUGCCCAGACUAUUUUCCCGACUUUGAUCCAAUAGAAAAGGCUACAAAAUACUGUGAUGAAAACGGGUUUUGGUAUAAACAUCCUGAGAACAACAAAACCUGGUCUAACUAUAGUAUGUGUAAUGCUUUCACUCCUGAUAAAGUGAAGAAUGCAUACGUUCUGUACUACUUGGCUAUUGUGGGUCACUCUGUUUCGAUUCUCACCUUAGCGGCUUCUCUGGGGAUUUUCAUGUUUUACAAGAACCUUGGCUGCCAAAGGGUAACUCUGCAUAAGCACAUGUUUCUGACUUAUAUUCUGAAUUCCAUGAUUAUCAUCAUCCACCUGGUUGAAGUGGUACCCAACGGAGAGCUCGUGAGAAGGGAUCCGCUGAGCUGCAAGGUUUUGCAUUUUUUCCACCAGUACAUGAUGGCUUGCAAUUAUUUCUGGAUGCUCUGUGAAGGGAUCUACCUUCACACAAUGAUCGUGGUGGCCAUGUUCACCGAGGAACAGCACCUGCGCUGGUAUUAUCUCCUUGGCUGGGGGUUCCCGUUGGUGCCAACCACUAUCCAUGCUGUUAGCAGGGCACUGUACUUCAAUGACAACUGCUGGCUGAGUGUGGAAACCUAUUUGCUUUACAUCAUCCACGGCCCUGUCAUGGCAGCAUUAGUGGUCAACUUCUUCUUUCUGCUGAACAUUGUCCGUGUGCUCGUGAAGAAAAUGAGGGAAACCCAGGAGGCUGAUCCACACAUGUACCUGAAGGCCGUGAGGGCCACUCUGAUCCUGGUGCCCCUGCUGGGGAUCCAGUUCGUCGUCUUUCCCUGGAGACCUUCCAACAAGAUUCUUGGGAAAAUCUACGACUACCUGAUGCACUCUCUGAUUCAUUUCCAGGGAUUCUUCGUUGCGGUGAUCUAUUGCUUCUACAACAACGAGGUCCAAACCACCGUGAAGCGCCACUGGGCCCAAAUCAAAUUCCAGUGGGAGCAGCGCCGGGAGAGCCGCAACCCCCGGCGCCCCAAUUUUCAUGCUGCAGCUGCAGCUGCAGCGGCUGCCGAGGCUGAGGCGGGCGAUAUCCCCAUCUACAUCUGCCAUCAGGAGCCCAGGAACAUGGAGCCCGCCAUCAUCCUGGGCGAGGAGGGUGCUGAGGUCAUCCCUAUGGAAAUCAUCGAGCAGGAGUCAUGCGCUUAAAUGUGAAGCAAAUAGAGCUUUGUGAUAUCUGAGCCUUCAUGUCCUGGGAAAAUGACCAACCAUGCGUUUCAAGUGAUCUCCAUCCACCCAGGCGCUAAACAUCAUUUGUGAAGAAUUAUUAAGUGAUUUUGUCCAUAGUGAAUCUGAAGAGAGUUCUUCUUGGUACUAUUGCUAUGGGAGACAGUCUAAGGAAUGGAGUCUCCCACUGCCACACUUGUAAAUUCCAUCUUUCAUUCAGAACUGAAAUGCAGGUGUAAUGCAAGCAAAGUAUCCAAGAAAAACACAAUUAAAUUGACCUAGUUCAAAUACAGGGUGCUCCUUGUUAAUCUUGAGCCAUUUAUACCUUUGAAAAAUUAAAAUCACUGUCAAUGUUUUUCUUUUUAACUCUAAAUUUUGAAUUCAAAUAUUUCUGUAUUUGGCUAUGGAUCUGAGUUUUAAUUUCUUUAUUUCAAUCAUUUGUGAGGCUACUCACAUGUUUUACCAUCCACACAUAUAAAUCAUGUAAAUUGCGACAUGACCUCUGCAAGACAAGUGGCUUUCUAAUGUAGAGAUGACUAAGAAUGUGGAGAUAAAGACCUGCACUUGGCAGGAAGAUGUAAUGCUUUGAAUGAAAAAGAAAUUUAGAGUCAAUUUGAUCGAAACAUUAAAUGGGCCAAUUUGUUCAUUGUAUGCUCAGGCUGGUUUUGGAUACCCCUGUCCACGGGGCAGCCCUAACUGCUGUAAGGAACCGGUUUUCAUGUUGAAUGUGCUUUGGUCACUGACAUUUAUCAAUUGGGAGGUCACAGAAUCCUUCGCUAAAUUUUUCACAAAACUGCCAAAUACAUAAUUCCUAGUGGAAGAGAAUACUCUUUACAGAGUUUUCUACUUUCCUAAGCUCCAGGACUUAUAAAGCAAACCACUCCAAAAUUUAUAAAGCAGAUUACCUCUUACCCUUGGGUGCUAUCUAGCAGUAAAAGAUAAAUUUACGACUGGUAAUUAAAAGACUCCAUAUAAGUCCAUUAACUGCCUUCCACCCAGCUUCAAAGCUGAACAAGAUCUCCGUCUUUCCCAGGAAGAUUCAUUAGGGCUAAUUAGAAAUCAGUUUGUAGUUGACCUCUUGUUGGUUGCUAUUAGCAAAACCAGAGGGAGUAAAAAUGUAACCGCCAGAAGUUUAACCAUAUACCAAGUCAUUUAAAAUAAAAGUAGUUUCUCAUUAAAAUCUUCCUCAGUAUAAAAUCUUCAAAAAUCCCUGAAUCAAUCAGUAUCAUUACUAGCACAUGAAAUUAAUUUGUGGAUUUUCCAAAGCAAUCGGUUACUGUUACUUAAUUUAUAUGCUAAAUGAGGAGAUACAUUGAAACCCUCCAAAUCUCAAAACUCUCAUCUAUGUCAUCUUAUGCCACUGGCUUUCAGAAGUGAUUCAGUUGAGGAAAGAAAAAAAAAAUUGAUUUGUUCUGCUUACAUAUUUAGUGCACCCCCCCAAAAAAAAAAAAGAGAAAAUAUUCUUUUCAGAAAAUAUAUAUUCUUUCAGAAAAUAUUUUGGAUACUAAAGUAGUUUAAGUCUCCUUUAUUGACUGUAAAGGAGGAGUUAAAGAGAAGGUAUUUUUCCAAUCACAGUGUUUAUGUAGUGAUGUUUCUAUUUUUGUUUACAAACAUGGAAAACAGUGUAUUCCUGGCAGCUCUAGUACAAAUGUGAUAAUAUAUUGCUGAAAUAUUCUAGAUGUUAUUGAGCUAAUAUAGUAGGGGCUGAAGAAAACAAAAUAGCUUACUAUAGAAUUGUGCAUA